Hibiscus syriacus is the source of this 921-nucleotide messenger RNA. RefSeq names its product phosphatidylinositol 4-phosphate 5-kinase 5-like. The record is from RefSeq and is a predicted model, not a curated record. The coding region runs from base 1 to 921 and encodes 306 amino acids. Lineage: Eukaryota; Viridiplantae; Streptophyta; Magnoliopsida; Malvales; Malvaceae. The transcript has 4 exons.
AUGAACAAAGAGCAAAGUAGUGUUCUGAAAGCAUGGGGGGCCACCAUGCGCAAGACUCAAGCUGCAAAAAAGCGUGCAAAUAGCAUUUUCGGGAUAACAUCAGUGGCGAACGUAGCUCAAAACGAUGUUGAAGACGACGAUACUGCUAAAAAUGUUAGCACAUCAGGGGAACCGGAAAUACUUGAGAAUGGCACAAACUAUGGGGAGGGGAAGGUUUACUGGCCCUCUGGUGCUAGUUAUGAAGGAGAGUUUAAAACUGGAUACAUGGAUGGAAUUGGUGUAUAUAUUGGAGCCAAUGGGGACACAUACAAGGGAAACUGGGUGAUGAACUUGAAACAUGGUCAUGGCACAAUGCAUUAUUCGAAUGGAGAUUUGUUCGAUGGCGAAUGGCGUCGAGGUGUAGAGAGGCCAUUGGAUAAAGCCAGCUUAUGGGAGAAUGAUGGCUUCACGUGGGCUGCUCUGCCGGGUCAUUGGUUUGGUCCUCCAACUGCUCUGCUUCGGGGUUUCACGUUGGCUGCUUUUCCGGGUCAUUGGUUUGGGCCUCCAACUACUCUGCUUCGGGUCUACUGCGACCUAGCCCCGGACAAAAACGAGCAUCUACAUGAUGGUGAUGGAAAUAAUUUAAGAGAUUUGGAUUACGAGUUGUAUGAUGAUACAAACCCAAAGUUCAACCUUGGGUUGCCUUUGAAAGUACCUAAACUAGGAAAAAGACAGGGGGAGUCAAUAUACAAAGGUCAUAGGAACUAUGAACUCAUGCUCAAUCUGCAACUGGGGAUCAGGCAUUCUGUAGGAAGACCUGCACCAGCCAUUGGUUUUGAUCUCAAGGCUUCAGCUUUUGACCCCAAGGAGAAAAUCUGGACCAGGUUUCCUCCUGAAGGCAGUAAAUACACUCCACCACAUCAAUCUUGUGAGUUCAGAUGA